Aureococcus anophagefferens is the source of this 1597-nucleotide messenger RNA. RefSeq lists its product as hypothetical. The transcript is spliced from 2 exons. The coding region runs from base 71 to 1246 and encodes 391 amino acids. Gene Ontology annotation, molecular function: calcium ion binding. NCBI's taxonomy places the organism in Eukaryota, Pelagophyceae, Pelagomonadales, Pelagomonadaceae. The record is from RefSeq and is a predicted model, not a curated record.
CCAUAUCAACUAUCGCGAAUUCGUCAACGCAUUCGGGGACAUUGUCGCAGGCUACCGUGACACGGGAAUAAUGACCGCACACCUGAUUCGUCAGGAAAAACGAAAGAAGGAAUUUGGAAAUGCGUUGCGUCAGCCGUGCCAUGUACCCAAGGUACCACGCUAUACGGUAAAGCAGAUAAAGGAGUUAGUUGCAAGGCGCCUCGGUGGCAAGUACAAGUCUGCUUGUGCAGCGUUCCGUAACAUUGACAUGGAUAAAGGUGGUUGUCUAGACAAGAGCGAACUACGACAUUUUAUCAAAACCCUAAACGUCGAGCUUGUUGAGGAGGACUAUGAAAUGCUGUAUCGCGAACUUGACUGUGAUAACAGUGGCAGUAUUAACUACGAGGAAUUCCUUUAUUGGUUUGAGGCACGCGCCAUGCUUAUAACGAAACUUGUCACGAACUUCAAGCAUAAUCGAACAGCUUUCACGAGGUUCAACCUCGCGCGCGAUCAUGCAAUGACUAAGGAUGAGCUGCGCUAUGCCCUCACGCACUAUCAUAUCCACCUUGAUGAUGCCGAAUUCGACAAGUUUGUCAGCGAAUUCGACGAAGAUGGCAAUGGCACUAUUGAUUUUCGUGAAUUUAUCUCGGUCGUUGGCGCUGAAGUGAGCGGUACCCAAGACAAUGGCCUCAGUGUCACGAUGCAGGCAGCCGACGACCGUCAGAAGAAGAGACUCAAGGACCUCCAUAAAGAGCUUGAGCGUCACGACUUUGAGCACUCGGAGUCGGAGUCUGAAUCAGAGAUUGACGAGGAAGGCCAUCAUCGCCAUUAUCAUGUGCACCACCACAAGGGUGACAGGCGCCUCCCCAAGGGUCAACAAUACCACACGCCCGCGGACGAGACAAUUGAGCGACCUGAAUCUCAGAGAUCCACGGCCUAUCACAAGUGUCCCAUUGAUGGCAACCUUGCCCUUCUUGACGCCAAGGCACGUCACAGCCUUCAACGUGCCAUAAAGCUUGCCAACCAAGAAGCUGUGCUCGGGAAUGAAUUGCAAGUACGGCCGCAUAUUGCUGCCGCUAGACGACGCCGGCAGGCGCUAACAAGAUCUCAACACUUUCAGGGAACCCCCCAAAACACGGCUUGGACCGUCACGAACAAUGAUUUCAGUCCAAAGCAAGAAAAGCUCCACCGCAGACACUGGCGAAAUCCGCCAGCACGCCGCAUCCAUCGUGCUCUUUCAGAGCCUCUCAUUGUCACCCACCGCUGAGUUGUCUCCAAUUCAUGGGGAUGGCGUGUGCAGGGGGGCACAUUAGAGGGGGGCAGUUUCAAACUUCAGGACCGCGAAAUGACCCGCAUGGUCCGCCAGCAGGAUGAGUCAAAUCAAAUGCAACUAGUUGGAUGGAGGAUAUGGUCCAGCAGAUAGGGGCGAAUGCCGCCGGGGAACUGCAGCUAUCGCGCUUGCUACGAAUCCGAGUCCCCUCUUUGUGAACAACACCUUGAAGGCGAGACAGAGGGACCGAUGAUAGCAGGAUGCUCACGGUGGCUGUGGCUAGGUGGGGUGCCGCGUUAGUGCCGCGUUUAGUGUGUACCAAAAAACGCUAUUCUAAAACGGAUGUCU